GCCAAAAUGAAAACCAAAGAAUGAGGAACACAUGAAAACCAACCCUCAUCAAUUCUAGAAGGAUCGAUCUGAAAACCGUCGGCGCUCCCAGUCCCAAUCCGAUCUGUGACUGCAAUCCGGCAACGCAACACCGGAUCCAUCUGACCUAGCUAAGUUACCUUCGCCGCUAGACCCCGCAACCGGAGCCCGUGCGAAUCGCCGUCGCAUCCGGGCUCUCACGGCGGCCGAAUCCGAGUCCCGUGUCCUCGUAUCCGGCCAAGCUUGCGCGAAGUGGCUCUGGCGUGUCUUAUCCAUGUGAGCGCGCCAUUUCUCUCCAGGUCUGGCGUGGCCUUGUGAAACCCUCAAGUACUUGAAGAUUAUGAUUGAUCGAUUGAUGACUUUAUAAGUAGAUCAACUUACUGUUCAAGUACUUGGGCUAGUAUCUGAACUUGUUAUUUCCAGACUUUCAGUUUUUAUUAUAUAUAUAUGGGCUAAGGUGUACAUUUCAUGGGAGGUGUAGAGGAUGAAGAACCACCCUCAAAACGCGUAAAAGUACACUCCGAAAAGUUGGGAGAUCAUCCAAACGAAAUGUCUCUUAAAGAGCCUGAAAGCUGCUCUCGUGAAUUCCAAGGAGAUGAUGGGGUGGUUGGAUCAAAAGGAGUUGUCAAGAAAGUUGAAUUUGUUCGGAUCAUUGCUGAGGCAUUAUACUCUCUUGGUUAUAAGAAGACUGCAGAGCAGCUUGAGGAAGAAUCAGGGAUACAAUUACAAUCUGAAGUUGUAAAUUUGUUUAUGCAGCAAAUACUUGAUGGGAAAUGGGAUGAAAGUGUAGCUACUUUACCUAGAAUUGGUCUAAUGGAUGAAACCACCAUAAAGCUUGUAUCAUUUCUAAUUUUUGAGCAGAAACUGUUUGAGUAUCUGGACAAAGAUAAUGUCAUGGAAGCUUUGAAAACUUUGAGGGUGGAUGUUGCUCCUUUAUGCAUAAAGAGUGACCGAGUCCGCGAGCUUUCCUCAUGCAUCAUAUUUUCACCAAAGAGCCUUGUUGGCAUAUCUAGUCCAUGUACUGUUAGAGUGAAGCCUCGAUCAAAAUUGCUCGAAGAAUUGAAGCGAGUGCUUCCACCCACAGUUAUGAUACCUGAGAAGAGAUUAGUCCAUCUUGUUGAACAGGCUCUUGAUUUGCAACUUGAUGCUUGCAGAUUUCACAAUUCUUUGGUGGGUGAGAUGUCAUUGCUCUCUGAUCAUCAUUGUAGUAGAGAUCAAAUCCCUUCUCAAACUUUACAGACCUUACAGGAGCAUAGUAGUGAAGUCUGGUAUUUGCAGUUCUCUUAUGAUGGGAAGUACUUGGCCUCAGCAUCUGCAGAUUGCUCAGCUAUUAUUUGGGAGGUCAAACACGAUUGUCAAGUCUCUUUGAAGCAUCGACUUGUUGGUCACCAACAACCUGUAUGUUGUGUUUCAUGGAGUCCUGACAAUAGUCAGAUCCUAACAUGUGGAGUGGAGGAAGUUGUUAGGAGAUGGGAUGUGGCAUCUGGGGAAUGUGUUCACGUUUACGAGAAAAGUGGUUUGGGUUUGAUCUCUUGUGGAUGGGCGUCUGAUGGAAACAGUAUUUUCACUGGUGUUUCUGAUAAAAGCAUUAGCAUGUGGGAUUUAGAUGGUAAGGAGUUAGAGUGUUGGAAAGGACAAAGGACUAUUAGGAUAUCAGAUAUUGGGAUCACUUCUGAUGGGAAACAGAUCGUUUCUGUUUGUAAAGAAAAUGAGAUAGUUAUGUUUGGAUGGGAAUCCAAAGAUGAGAGAUUUCUUGUGGAAGAUGAAUGUAUAACCUCAUUUGUAUUGUCAAGAGACAAUAAGAACAUUCUGGUCAGUCUUUCUAACCAAGAGAUUCACCUUUGGAAUAUAGAUGGGAGUAUGAAAUGUAUAGCCAAAUAUAAGGGUCACAAGCGCAUUCGCUUUGUACUCAGGUCUUGUUUUGGUGGACUUAAUCAAGCAUUCAUUGCUAGUGGAAGUGAAGACUCACUGGUAGUGGUCCUGAAAAAGAAGAGGUAUCUUGACUUUUUGGCCAGGUUUAUAUUUGGCAUAGAGGGUCUGGAGAACUUGUUGGGACAUUGGCAGGACAUUCUGGGACAGUGAACUGCGUGAGCUGGAAUCCGGUGAACCAUCAUAUGCUGGCCUCUGCUAGUGACGACCGUACAAUUCGCGUGUGGGGAUUGAAUCAGGUAAACAUGAUGAAACUUAACAAUGCCAAUAAUGGCAUUGUUAGAAAUGGCAUCCUUCACUAUUGCAACGGUGGAGCCUCAAAGCAUUGAUCUGAUGUCUCAUGUUAUUGUUACCAACAAAAAAAAGUCUUUCCUAAACCAUUUGCUCUUGUGUAAAUUCUUUUACAACUUUAUGUCACGCUGACAUUUACAUCAAAAACCAGACUCCGAAGAAUGUGAAAAACUGUUUUUCCCUUCAGUAAUAAACAUGUACUAUUGAUUCUCUGUUCUU
Molecule: messenger RNA, 2457 nt
Organism: Cuscuta campestris
Lineage: Eukaryota; Viridiplantae; Streptophyta; Magnoliopsida; Solanales; Convolvulaceae
Source: the annotation of a GenBank genome assembly